Messenger RNA from Gloeophyllum trabeum ATCC 11539, 903 nucleotides. RefSeq lists its product as uncharacterized. The transcript has 5 exons. Bases 1 to 903 code for a protein of 300 amino acids. The record is from RefSeq and is a predicted model, not a curated record. Lineage: Eukaryota; Fungi; Basidiomycota; Agaricomycetes; Gloeophyllales; Gloeophyllaceae.
AUGGAUUUACUCGCCGUUCUCAUCGUACUGGCAUGCAGACCACGAAUAUCGACAUUCAAACCCAGGUAUCAGAUCGAGAAGCAAGGAUACGUACUCAAGAGGUGGGACUUUGAACGUAUGGACACAUCGAAUGCCUACCUGCAAGAGAAGUCCACAGCGCUCAGCUUGGCGCUCAAGCGGACCGAAGAUGUGAUACUGCGUAAAGACAAGGAACUGGAAUCAGCCAAGCGCGCCGAGUUCAACCUCUACGGGGGAUACACAUCCGAGUUCCACCAUGUCCCCUCUAAGUCUGCGACAGGACGUAUCAAUACCCGUCCGGCUGGGGCGAGAAUCUCGGCGUUCUGUCAAGAUGAGAGUCCGCGGAAGUAUCUGAGAAGAUUGGCGAUGAUGCGGGGAUCAACCGCGCCGCGCCUACUGAUAACCUCCACAAACCUUGUCUUCCCAGACCCGCCGUCCCUCACACGCGCGACCCUCUUCCUCGCAACGCAACGUCGGCGGUCCCAGCGGUGGUGUCCCAACGACGCCUGGACGAAGGUGCAAGAAGGUACGAGACAUGAGGUAAUAACGGAGAGAGACGGGGAAUGGUUUUACCUCGGGACAUACGUCGCCGCGGAGGAGCCUAGGAUGGUCGACCCCAGGGCGUUCGUCUCCAUGGCUGACGAGACGCUCGCGGAGCCAGACGGGGCACCAUUAAGCGGCAUCGCGGGUAUGUACGGAAGAGGCCUGCUUCGUGCUCUGAGGAUAGACCUGGAGUACGCGGGAUACAAUGAGGAGUUGGCUAGAGAACUCGCAAGGGCCGUGAGCAAACGUCGAUGCCCUCAUAAGAGGAAGGGGAGGAAAAGGGGUUCGAGGCAGCUGGACGGGGCCGAGGGUGACGACACCUGGGGUUAUGCGGAGGCCUGA